AUGUUCUCGUUUGCUGACAUUCAAUUUGACCAUGAAGAGGAGAAUAUUCCUGAUCACAUGCUCAUGUCAGGAAAGCAGUUCAAAAUCUUGAACCAGAAGUUGAAUUUUUUGCGAUAUAUCAAGGCUAACACACGGAGUCGCAAUACAGUGUCUGGAAUUGAGGUUGAUGUUCUAUUGAGAUCUCAAGAGCAUAGGUUGAAGGUUGUUAUUGAACAGAUAGAAUCGAAAUACGAAGAGCGUGUAAAGCAUCAUGUUGAGAAUUUUCAAAGUGAAUUUAAACAGCUUCGUGAAGUAGCCGAAGAACAACAUAUUCUGUUUUUCGAAGAGGUCAAGAAGGUUCAAGAAUAUAUUAAUUUAAAGGUGGAGUCCCUCAAGUCAGAACUGUUGAAGGAGGUUACUAAAGUUGAACAAUGUCAUCUAUCACUUCAAACAAAACUAAAUGUUUUUUCAGAGGAAAUUCGAAAGCUUGUUGAGAAUUUUACUGCCUUCUCAAUAAAGGAUCCGCAAGUGUUCACCAAGACGGAAGACUUUUUGGCAAGAUUGAAGGAGUCCAUUUUAAAGCUUUAUUCAUCUCCCGAAUCACCUCCUUCUCAGGAGUCUUUAUCUCAGAUGUUUUCUUCUUUGGAAUAA
Messenger RNA from Lactuca saligna, 630 nucleotides. NCBI's taxonomy places the organism in Eukaryota, Viridiplantae, Streptophyta, Magnoliopsida, Asterales, Asteraceae. The record is from the annotation of a GenBank genome assembly.